Neurospora crassa OR74A is the source of this 3726-nucleotide messenger RNA. Its product is annotated as palmitoyltransferase ERF2. Bases 1133 to 3175 code for a protein of 680 amino acids. Gene Ontology annotation, biological process: protein targeting to membrane; peptidyl-L-cysteine S-palmitoylation. NCBI's taxonomy places the organism in Eukaryota, Fungi, Ascomycota, Sordariomycetes, Sordariales, Sordariaceae. The transcript has 2 exons. The record is from RefSeq and is a predicted model, not a curated record. Gene Ontology annotation, cellular component: Golgi apparatus; endoplasmic reticulum. Gene Ontology annotation, molecular function: protein-cysteine S-palmitoyltransferase activity.
AGGACCUGGCAGACGGGAGGAAUGCUUUUCCAUGUCACCAGUGGAAGAGGUGCCCGUGGAGUGGGGUCAUCACGAUCACCAAGCUAAAGGAUGCCUCGGGGUGCCUUCUUACCUGGGGCUGAUGAGCCAAAAAGAAAUGACGGCGCUGCAUGGAUGACACGGCCCAUUUCAAUAUCAUCUCGAACAACUAAAGUGCCCGGUGCAAAGGCCGGGCCUACCAUACGCUUGACAUUGACUGGGGGUUUAGGAAUUGCUUUGCUUAUGUGGGAGCGAAAAAGGACACCCAAAGGUCACCCCCAAAAUGAGAACGAACGGGGGAUAAUGCGAGGCUCUUGGCCAACCACCUACUCCUUGCAACCAACCCAUCCAUCCCGUUGCACAACACUUUUCGACUUUCCGUUUAGACUCGACCCGAAAAAAAGGCACAAGGCAAACACCACUCUCUCUUCGCACUAAUCCAAAAGGCUGAGAUCUCGCUCAGCCGUCCACUCCUUAACACAGCUGAAAACCAACAAAGUUGGAUUACGGAUACGCUCAUUAUUUUCGUCCGACCGAGACCAGGGUGAUUUCGCCGCCAUAGGGAACUUAAGACAACACUCCUUCACCAACGACCCGACGUACGCACUCGCACAUACACACCGCAAUCCCCUUGCUGCAAAUAAGCACCGCCAACUGCAACAGCAAAACGGCAGCCGACCUGAUCCCGACACAUCAGCGACCAGCCAGCUACUCAGCCCCGACUUACGAGAUACCGUAUCCUACCGAAACCCUUCUAUUGCGCCGCCAUCCCGUCGAUCCGUGCGUCAUUGCGUCAAGCAUACCACUCACUCCUCCGUCUGAUCUCAGUAUCCCGACACCCCGUGUAGCGCGCCCGGACCUCGAAACUCCCAAGCGACGUCGUUCACGUAUACUUGACGCUGUCGACACAUUUGCGCCCGGUUUGUAGUCCGCCGCAACUUGUCAUAUCCAUCGCCGACCUCUUUUUCCACCGUUGGGAAACUUUACCAUCAUCGCUCUCGAAUCAUAGCCAUGCUAUAGCGUGGGAUCUCCCGACAUCAGCUACUAGACAUCACACACACGCCGUUCUUGCGCGGUCCAAGUGCGGGACUUGGAGGAUUCCCUAGCCGACACAAUGGCAUCCGAAGAGGGACCUUCAAGGUCAGCCUCCCCGACAAAUGUCGACAACACGUUCCCACAGUACCCUCCUCGAGCCGAACUUACCGUUGCUGGCCCUCCCAGCCUAAUAUCUUCGCGAAUGACGGAUAUUGGCACGGAAGAUGGCCAAGGAUCAGAUACAACACCACGCGGUGGUGGCCCUUCGAGCGCUAACCCCAACAGGAGGAGUGGCUUUUAUUCGGACACACAGUCUCGUCCCGAGACGUCUGGGACCGGGCUAUCGUCAAGGGGUCCGUGGGCGCAAUCGGUACCUCUACGCCAACAAUUGACGGGGAAGCGAGGAAGCAUAGCUGGGAGCAUCGGCAGUGCAGGAGGUCGCCCCAUCAGCGCUGCGAGCAGGAGUCAUGUCCCGUCUCUAACGUCCCAUGGCUUCUUUCGUCCGAUGAGCUCGCAGAAACUCCAGGCGCAAAGGGGCGCUGGGCGCCCGCCAACAAUGAACCGCCCAUAUGUGAUCACCGGAGAAGCAGGGGCUCGCAAUAGUGUCAUCUCAACUGGAAGUGGCCGCAUUGGGGCACAGAUUGCGGAGGAUGCAGAGCUGCGUAUGCCCUCCAGGGGAACCGAAAUGACGGAGCAGGAAACAAUGGAGCGCAUGACAGCCAAUACGAGUCCCAUCAACGGAUUUUUUCCUACUUCGAGUGUUACGGAUAGCGUCCGGCCGCUGCAGAGUCCCGUCGAUGCUCGGAACAUUAACGUAGAAAUGAACAAAGACUACAGAGAGGAAAGCCCGACAACUCCACCAAGGUCACCAACGAGGACGUCGCGAUCUUUCAGGUCCAGCUUCUUGAUGCCGAGGAUGAACGAGUCCGGGAUAACGGGCUCCAAUAGAGAGAUUGAGGGCGGAGAGAAGCUGCAAUCAGCUGCCUCGUCUCCCAACAUCCCACCCCAAAGUUACGAGAGGCAAAGGGCCAGAUUCAAAAGACGUGCAAAAAGGCAGAACCGCGCGAAUCUUGGGAAAAACUACGAAUACUUCGAAGGAAACACAGUUUUCUGCCUAGGGGGGCGGUUUCAGAACACAAAGCAACGCCCGAUAAAUAUAGCAACCGGGUCACUGAUCGUUCUCCCUUGCAUCCUCUUUUUCAUCUUCUCGGCGCCUUGGAUCUGGCACAACAUUUCACCCGCGAUACCCGUUACAUUUGCUUAUCUUGCUUAUAUCUGUGUAUCUUCGUUCCUACACGCCUCGGCAUCAGAUCCAGGAAUUUUACCGAGAAACUUGCACAAGUUUCCUCCUCCAGAAAUGGAGGACAGCCCGACAGGCCCGCCAACGACCGACUGGGUUCUAGUUCACUCGGCAGAAGCUUCAACGGCAGCAAUGGAGGUCCCGAUCAAAUACUGCAAAACAUGCCAACUGUGGCGUCCUCCACGCGCUCAUCACUGCCGCUUGUGCGAUAACUGUGUUGAGACCCAAGACCAUCACUGCGUAUGGCUCAACAACUGUGUCGGUCGUCGCAAUUACCGCUACUUUUUCACGUUCGUCAGCUCGGCAACCGUUCUUGCUCUGUACCUUAUCGGCGCCUGCCUGGCACAAAUCCUGGUGUACAAGAACCAACACCAUAUCAGCUUUGGUCACGCAGUCAAUCACUUUCGCGUACCCUUUGCCAUGGUCUUUUUUGGAUUUCUGACGUUCUUAUAUCCGGCUGCACUCACCGGAUAUCACAUUUUUUUGAUGGCUCGCGGCGAGACAACUCGCGAAUACCUCAACUCUCACAAGUUUCCCAAGUCGGAUCGAUACCGUGCUUUUACUCAGGCCAACUGGCUCAAGAACUGGUUUGUCGUGCUAUGCCGGCCAAGGCCCCCGACUUAUUACGGAUUCAAGGUCAAGUAUAACCAGGGUGACCAGCGGCUCGGAUCCCAUCGGCGCUGGCAACAGCCAGCGGUUUCUGACUCGAAAGAGGGCAUGGAAAUGCAGAACGUCUCGCCGCAGUUGCCUCAGACAGGAUUCAUGGGACCUACAGCAUUGCGAAACUCGAAUAAUGGGUCGACGGCGGAGGUCAGGGCAUGAUAUUGAUGGUUUUCUCCGCAUCCUGCCAUUUUCGGCGUUCCUGUUUGACUUCGAUACAUAUAGCACACCUGCACACCCAUUUUUACAUAUACCAUUAGUACGCAUCAACGCACCAUUAUUUUUCAUGUUUUUAUGUUGUCCCCUUUUUUCCCCCUUGUUUGUCAGAUACCUAACGGCACGCACGGCUUUACGUUGUUUUAGAACAUGCGUGCACCAGUCUGAAUGAAGAGUUCUUUUUUUUUGUUCUUUUUGUAAUCAAACAAUAACAGCGAGCAUAAACUUGUAUACAGGAGGAGGAAGAAGAAGCAGAAGAAGAGUAAAGCCAGGAUGAAUCAGAUGAGGGCACAGCGCCCUAGUGGCCCGUAUCUCAUUGGCAACGCAUAGGGACGGGAGCAGCAACGAAGGAGUUGGACGGACAGGCCUCAUUACUGUACGAAUUUUAAGUUCUUUUUUAUACCCUGAUGAGAGUAGCUAGUUCCCAAACUUCGUUUGUGGUUUUCAGUUAGAAACUUCUAUAAUACCAUAUGUAAACAGCCUCACGUGGCAUUGGU